Molecule: messenger RNA, 1377 nt
Organism: Necator americanus (New World hookworm)
Lineage: Eukaryota; Metazoa; Nematoda; Chromadorea; Rhabditida; Ancylostomatidae
Exons: 5
Coding region: 1-1377 (458 amino acids)
Source: RefSeq, a predicted model, not a curated record
AUGUGCCUUUGUACGACUGCGGGAGGACGUAAACUCUGGAUCGUGCCUACAGGAACCGCUGAGGACAACAGUAAGGACGCCUUCUAUGAUGAACUCAAUGCGUUGAUGUCUAAAAUGCGAAGCCAGCAGGUGGUCAUUGUCGGAAUCGACGAAAAUGCAAAGAUGGGACAACAACAAUCCAAUGUGGGAAAAUGGUAUUAUCCAGCGGAGCGCACGUUCGACAGCGGUCAACAGACGGGCCUCAUCAUCGCCUCCACGUUUGAGAGGAAUCAUCGACGCCAUCAGCUCACGUGGCAGGGAGCUGUUUGGGGCGUCGCGUUCGACUCUGACCAUCGUCCACUUCUUCUCAGCUUCAAGAUACGAUUCCACAGGAGAAACCGAGGAGUUCCUCUUCAACCGAAAAUCGACAGGUCAGGUCUGAAAGACGAUGAAUGCAGAAGUAAAUUCCGCCAACAUGUGUCUAUUCAUGUCGGAGUACGGACUAGGAAGAAGCUUAACGAUGCGGAUUCCUUCACAAAGUGCAUCCAGGACGCUGCAAGAGAAACACUCCCGGUUCUAUUGCCGCGGAAGAAGUUUGCUUUUGCAUCUGCGGAAACAAAAUCCACGUACAAUUCUCUAUGUGUCGCGCGCAGCGCUGGAGACGUCAACCAGGAAAAGCGUCUUAGAAGGAAGCUGCGUCGUCAACUGCAACAAGACCGCGGUAACGAGUGGACGUCAAGAGCGAUGGAGUUUGAGAAGGCGUGGGAGGACAGGAACCCGCGGAAAGCCUACGCUGUACUAAAACAGUAUAGCGGCAAAAUGAAAAGAUGUUCUCCUGUGCUCAACACUGCCAAUGGAGUUGCUGUCGGCAAAGCAACCCUUCCAAUUUGGAAGGAACACUUCAAGACCUUGCUGAACCGGCUGGCACCGUCAGCUCCUGAACUCGAACACGUUCACAGACCGACAUAUGCGGUUAACGAGGAGCCACCGACCGAGUCGGAGGUUCCAGUCUGUAUUCAAAAAAUGAAGAAUGGAAAAUCUGGUGGAGACGAGGGGAUUAGCGCAGAAAUGCUGAAAUAUCUUCCUCCGUCUGGGAUUCGUGAAAUGACAAAGAUCAUCCGUUCAAUAUGGAUAGAAAGGAAACGUGAUUCGUGGGGACACGCUAUCAUAAUUCCCCUCCACAAGAAGUUAUCCGUCACGUACCCUAGAAAUUAUCGAGGAAUCUCUUUGCUGCGUGUUAUGUACAAGAGGAUGUCACUCCACGUCGACAAGCCAGAUACUAUGCAAAGAGAACGUCUUCAAAUAAAAGCAAAGGAUCUUAUGCCUUACAAUCUUUACAAACUCGUAUUGAGGCGAAAGAAGAAGGAAGUAGACACGCAGACCAGUCAUAAAGGCUGA